Molecule: messenger RNA, 891 nt
Organism: Pseudonaja textilis
Lineage: Eukaryota; Metazoa; Chordata; Lepidosauria; Squamata; Elapidae
Source: RefSeq, a predicted model, not a curated record
AUGGGAAGCGAGCUUCCUAUGAUUUUGAUUUUCCAGCUGAGCCCAGCUUGUAACAUUUCCUUUCCAGGUGCCUACCAUGGACUGAUGGAACGCCCCUCAGCCUCCAUGUCUCCCAGCUCAGUCUCUAUUGCUGCCUCACACUUGGCUGCAAUGGAGCUGCCUCCUCCUCAGUUGCUGCCUCAGGUGCCAGUCAAUGAAGGGAAAUUUUCCAUUGGCUUCCUCCAUACAACUUUCCCCCAAACCCCUGAAACCACAGGUUCCUUCCUCUUCCAAGGGGACCCCGACCCAGGCGGGGGUAGUCUUGGUGACACUAAGCACCCACUCUCUGAAUACCCAUGGUUCCAUGGAACCCUGUCCCAUCUCAAAGCUGCCCAGUUGGUGUUGGCAGGAGGAGCAAACAGCCAUGGCAUCUUCCUAGUGUGUCAAAGUGAGACACGGCAGGGUGAAUACGUCCUGACCUUUAACUUCCAGGGGAAAGCCAAGCAUCUGCGUCUGUCCCUGAAUGAAGAAGGGCAGUGGUGUGUUCAGCAUCUCUGGUUCCAGACUAUUUUUGACAUGCUGGAGCACUUCCAGGUCCACCCCAUCCCCCUCGAAUCAGGGGGCUCCAGUGAUGUGACGCUUGUCAGCUACGUGGUUGCUUCACAAAGGCUGCAUGAGCUAAGCAUCUCUCGUAACCUGCCACUGCCACCUCCUCUCCCUCCAGCCUGGUCACCUCAUACUCCUCUGGACCAUGGAUUGCUGGAGUGUAAUGGGCAGACUGAGGAGGAGGAGGCCCAGAUGGAGCCAGAGGUGGAUGAGGGAGCAUCUGUGAGAGUCAGGGGAUCCCUUCCUCUACCAGAGGAGUCAGAAGGGCAAUUCAGGGCUGUGAACAACCAGUACUCAGUUGUUUGA